Messenger RNA from Scutellospora calospora, 260 nucleotides. The record is from the annotation of a GenBank genome assembly. Lineage: Eukaryota; Fungi; Glomeromycota; Glomeromycetes; Diversisporales; Gigasporaceae.
AAGAUACCCGCAAUGAUUUGGUAGUUGCUGGAGAUAAUGAAGAAGCAUUUGACGAAGAGAUAGUUGAUGAGGAAGAUGAAGAAGCAUUUAAUAAUAAUGAGAAGAUGAUAAUUGAUGAUGAGAUAUUUGAAGAAAUAACUGAUAAUGAGAUGUUUGAUGAAGAAAUAAUCGAUGGUAACAUGUUUGAUGAAGAAAUAGUUGAUAAUGAGGUAUCUGAAAAUUUUUAUGAAAUAGAUAUCGAUGAAGAGUGGACUAAUUAA